AUGGAGGAAAUAGCACGACCACAAGCGUCUCGAAGAGGGCAUAAAUCUCAUCUAUCAAAAGUGUUAAAUAAAGCGAGCGAAAUCCUCAAAGUAGAGCCUUCGAAAGCAGAUGAAAUAGCGCUGACAACACUUAAAACUCCCCUGGAACAACUAACAAGGAAACAGCAAUUAGUACGAGAACUAGACGAAAAGAUUGCAGCAAAAAUCACUGAUCCCAAGCAACUAGAAACAGAAAUAUACGAAUCUGAAGAGCUAAGCUGCGAUUUGGAAGAAAAAUUGAAUCACAUACGUAAGUACAUUGAGUUAUGUUCAUUGUCGAGUCAAUCAAAUCAGUUUACACAAGGAAGUCAGGCAUCUACUUCAACUCAGUCACUUGAAACACAAGUCACAACACAAGAAAUUCAAGAAUCGCCAUCUCAA
This is a messenger RNA of Paramuricea clavata, 420 nucleotides long. The record is from the annotation of a GenBank genome assembly. NCBI's taxonomy places the organism in Eukaryota, Metazoa, Cnidaria, Anthozoa, Malacalcyonacea, Plexauridae.